Miscanthus lutarioriparius is the source of this 1830-nucleotide messenger RNA. Lineage: Eukaryota; Viridiplantae; Streptophyta; Magnoliopsida; Poales; Poaceae. The record is from the annotation of a GenBank genome assembly.
AUGCAAUACGAGGCAAUUAACAGCCCAUGGAAGAAGCCUACAAGGCCCAGCCCCACUCAGCCACGCAUCCGUCCGGCAAUCGGCAAAUUCGACAUCCGCUCCUCCGCCUACACGAGGAGCCGAGGUAGUACGCCGCCCCCCACAAUCGCCUUCGGCGCUCGCGUUUCAUGCCGCCGGCGCUUUCUCCACCCUCCCCAAUCCUGCCCCAGGCCCCAGCGAUCGAGACACCAAUCCCCAGGUGGCCAGGCCCAAGCGCCCGACGGCUGCGGAUCCUCGGCUUUGCAAAGGCGGCUGGGCACCCCCCAGCGACUCAGGGCGGAUCCAAUUACUCCCCAGCCCUGUUCUGGAUUAUUCACUGCUGAUGCCCCAAGUGACGGCCGCCCGUACGCUGGUGAGCUUGCUGCUCCCGGCAGCGCCUGCCAUUUGCCCCGCACUGGUGAAGCUCAGAGCCGGGGGUUCUGCAGUCAUGGCUCUUUCCCCUCGGCGUCUCGGAUUUCUUGCUCAUCAGAGCUAUCUGAUACUGAUAGAGGUCCUGCCAAGGAGAUGGAGGAGUCGGAAUUCAGUGACGAGACAUAUGCCGUGAAUGGUGCUGAAGAGGACGAUGAAACAGAGGAUUUAAUUUGGAGCAAAGAAGAGAUUGAUGCUAUUUCGGCGCUCUUCGACCGGCCGAUGCGCCAGAAGCCCCUGAAGCCGCCAAACCCCGCGAGGCAGAGGGCCCUCCCAUUGCCACUGCCGCACAAGACGAGGCUGCCCGCCGCUCCUGCGCCGAAGCAGAACGUCCGCCUCGCUGCAAGAGCGGGGCUCUCUUCUCGCGCUUCCUUCAGCGACCAGGUGCGCAAGAACCCGGAGUUCCUCAUCGGGAUUGCCCGGGAGAUCGCCGCGCUUCCUCCAGAGCACGACGUCUCCACGGUGCUCGACCGGUGGGCGAGGUUCCUCCGGAAAGGCUCCUUGUCACUUACCAUUCGUGAGCUCGGGCACAUGGGGCUCCCCGAGCGCGCGCUGCAGACAUUGUGCUGGGCUCAGAGGCAGAAAGCUGUGCCGUUGUUCCCUGACGACCGGGUUCUUGCUUCGGCCAUCGAAGUUUUGGCGCGCUUUGACCAGCUCAAAGUGGAGUCUGCGCUGGAGCAAUGUGUGCCCACGGCCAGCCGUGCCGUUCUUGAGGCCAUGGCGAGCGGGUUCAUCAGAGCAGGGAAAGUGGACCGUGUGCGCAGAGUCCUUGAACUUGCAAGGAUCAAUAACAGGACGCUGCACCCCAGCAUCUAUGUGAAGUUGAUGUUGGAAGCCACCCGGACACCUGAAGGCUAUGGGCUUGCAGCAGCAUUGGUCGAUGAGCUCGGUGAGAAGCCGGACUUGGAGCUGCGUCUGCAGGACUGCACGGCUGUCAUGAAGGUCUGCAUAAAGCUCCGACGGUACGCAGCUGUCGAGAGCCUGUUCAGCUGGUUCAGGGAGUCCAGUGGGAGCCCCACAGUGGUGAUGUACACGACGGUGAUCCACAGCCGCUGCCGUGACGGGAGGCAUCGCGAGGCGCUGUCCCUAGUGUGGGAAAUGGAGCAGGCAGGAUGUCUGCUUGAUCUGCCGGCCUACCGAGUUAUUGUGAAGCUGUGCGUGGCAUUGCAGGAUCCAGAGAGGGCUCUCCGCUAUUUGUCCAGGAUGAAGGAGGCUGGGUUUAUUCCAACCAGCGACAUGUACGACAGUCUGAUCGAGGGCUAUUUGGCAGAUGGGAGGCUGGCCAAGUGCCGACAGCUGAUCAGAGAUGCGGAGUCGGCCGGCGUGAAGCUGGACAGGAGGCUGCUUUCGCGGUUGUCUGAAAUCGGAGGCAGACAUCCUUAG